GACACUUCGAUAAUGGAUAUUCCUAACUCCAUGUCCUCCCCCGUCAACAUGUCAGACUGCCCGGCAGUGAGAAUCCCGAACCAGAUAUUCUUCACCAUUGGUAUAGUGAGCCUAGUGGAGAACCUGCUAGUGGUGGUGGCUGUCAUUCGCAACAAAAACCUUCACUCACCCAUGUACUGCUUUAUUUGUAGUCUGGCAGGCUUUAACACUAUUGCCAGUCUGUCCAAGACCUGGGAGAACCUCAUGCUGCUGUUUGCAGACAUGGGUCAACUUGAUUCACGUGGCAAUUCAGAGCGAAAGCUGGACGAUGUCAUGGACUCCCUGCUGAUCAUGUCUUUCAUUGGCUCAAUGUGUAGCUUUCUGGCGAUUGCUCUAGAUCGCUAUAUCACCAUCUUCCAUGCUCUUCGCUACCACAACAUCAUGACCAUGCAGCGUGCUACCACCAUCCUCGUGGGAAUAUGGAUACUCUGUGGAGUGGCCAGUGUGGUCAUGGUGCUUCAUUUCGACUACACCAUCAUCAUGAUUUGCUUCAUUGUGUUCUUCUUCAUCUCCCUACUCCUUAUACUUUUCCUCUAUGUACACAUGUUUCUUUUAGCACGCUUGCAUGCUAGGAAGAUUGCUACGCUACCAGGAACCAGUCAGCAGCGGAGGAGCAGUAUAAGGGGUGCCCUGACUCUCACCAUUCUUUUUGGCGUGUUUAUGGCUUGCUGGGCUCCGUUCUUCCUGCACCUGCUCAUCAUAAUGGUAUGCCCCCUUAACCCUUACUGUGAGUGUUACCGUUCCCUCUUCCAGCUGCAUGUAGUCCUCCUAAUAAGUCAUGCUGUAAUUGACCCAGCCAUCUAUGCUUUUCGCAGUGCUGAACUCAGGCACACGUUCAGGAAGAUGCUCUUUUGUUCCAAUUCAAUGCAGUGAUUAACCACAAGAAUACAAUUUUGGUUAUUUAUGUUGAAUCCCAAAGCAUAAUACAUGAUAAUGUAACCCUAACCCUUCAUGAAACAGUGACUUGCUGUACCAAUUUUGACCUUUUCACGCUUUGAGAGUUGUGAUUGUUUUGUGUUAGUCAUUACAAGCAUAGAGCGGCGGUUAUUUCACUGCAGUAAAAAAAAGACAAAGAAAACUAUAUUCACACUCCUGCUUUCUUAACUUAUCCUAGAUGUGUGUUUUAACACCCAG
This is a messenger RNA of Hypomesus transpacificus, 1173 nucleotides long. RefSeq names its product melanocortin 2 receptor (gene mc2r). Gene Ontology annotation, molecular function: melanocortin receptor activity. Gene Ontology annotation, biological process: G protein-coupled receptor signaling pathway. Gene Ontology annotation, cellular component: membrane. The transcript has a single exon. NCBI's taxonomy places the organism in Eukaryota, Metazoa, Chordata, Actinopteri, Osmeriformes, Osmeridae. Bases 13 to 912 code for a protein of 299 amino acids. The record is from RefSeq and is a predicted model, not a curated record.